This is a messenger RNA of Porites lobata, 912 nucleotides long. The record is from the annotation of a GenBank genome assembly. Lineage: Eukaryota; Metazoa; Cnidaria; Anthozoa; Scleractinia; Poritidae.
AUGGAAAGCCAUCUGGAGAAGGAAAUUUGUCUCGGUACUGGUAUAUCCUUCAUGUUUCUGUCAUUGCUUAUUAUAGUUCCAAAUGGUAUCGCCUUGUAUGUUCUUUACCGAAACCCUCUUCGUUGCUUUCGAAAAGCUUUCUCCGUGUUUUUGGCGUUUAUUUAUGGGGUAGAUUUCUUCAUGGGCACCGUAGUAUGCAUUGGAGAAACAACAAUCAGAUAUCUGUGCUCGUUUGGCGACCAUAGCCUUCCUCAAGAAGGAGACAUUUUAAGAAUAAUCGGGUACGCAGCAAUCAACAGUUCUAUUCUCUUGGUAACCGCCAUGUCGGUCGAUCGCUUCAUAGCGGUUGUUUUUCCUCAUUUUUAUCGUCGUAAAAACAGCCCUAGCAAACUCGUCUAUUUUAAUACAGCGGUGAUCAUCUUCUCGAUGAUUUUCGCCUUCCUCCAACUUCAUCCUGGCAUUUCAGUUGAAGUUUACAGAAACAUAGACCAAUAUUUGCACGCCGUUUUUCCUCUUUCCACCAGCACUUUAUGUUAUUUGGGAAUGUUUUUCGUUUUGAGGAAGCAAUCAUCUCGGAUUGGUUUUCAAAGAGAAACGGCAGUGCCCAGCAACUUAACACUUCAAGAUAUGCGACGAGUAAGAAGAGCACAAAUGGAGAGAAAAUUCGCAACAACUUCAUUUUUUAUUUUAUCAUGUCUGAUUCUUUCUCUCACUCCAUAUUUUGUAACAAUUAUUAUUGCAUCUCAAUGCACCAGUUGUGGUGAACAGAACUGGUUUUCAGUGCUCUUAGAAUCAAGUCACGUGUUUCUUUUCCUUAACUCGGUUGCGAAUCCCUUUGUGACCACAUUUCGCAUUAGAGAAUUGAAGAAGUCGGUUAAAAUAGUCCUUCAUUUAACACAAGAAGAAAACGAA